AGAUCAUUAAAUACAAUACAAAGGCGUAAUUUUUAUUGUGUUUUUUUAACUGGGUGUUCUUUCUCUGUCUGAGUCUCUGGCUGUGAGCGAUUGUGUAUUUGCCUCUGUGGCUGUGUCCGUUUGAGAGAUGGCUUGGAAUAGUAGUGUCAUUGCCUUUCUUGCACUUCUGCUUGUUCUGCAACCUCGGAUUGCUCUAAGCGACCUUUUGUCCCCUCUGCUCUCUCCUGUCUUUGAUAAUAUAUGCAAAGAAGUGGAAUGUGGAAAAGGAACUUGCAAGGGGUCAAGUAAUGGCACUUUCGGGUUUGAAUGUGAAUGUGAGACUGGGUGGAAGCAGACUCGCUCUGAUGAUGACGAUCACUUAAAGUUUCUCCCUUGCGUGGUUCCCAAUUGUACCCUUGAUACCUCCUGCACAAGUGCCCCCUCACCUGUCCAAGAGAAAGAAAGAAGAGCUAAUGCAUCAAUCUUUGAUGCCUGCUACUGGGCCAACUGUGGAGGCGGCUUAUGCAACAAGACAUCAGGUUUCACAUACAGUUGUGAUUGCACCGAGGGUUAUUAUAAUCUUCUAAAUGUUACUGCCUUCCCAUGUUUCAAGCAAUGUGCGAUUGGACUGGAUUGUAAGAACCUUGGGAUUACACUGUCAAACAAAACUACUGCUGUGACUCCAGCAUUAGCUGACGAUGGUAAGAACCAAGCAACUUCAAUUCUACAGGGCAAUUCUCAUUGGUUGAUAAUCCUGAUGAUGUCCAUGGCUAUGGUUUUGUGGAAAUAGGAUGAAUUUUAAGUAUAUGCACAAGGCUCUGGCCCUGUACUAUACUAUUGUUUUUGAUUUUCCAUAGGAGGCCUGGUGCCUGCUCCCAUUAGCCACUGCAUUUCUCUGUAUACUUUCAUGUCUUAUAAAUAAAUUACCACAUGAACUCAGGGAGAGUAGUCCAUUGAAUAGCUAUUACUAGGCACAGGAUUUGAGAGAGAAGAUUGUUUAUGGACCACAUUUCAUGCUCUUGUCAGCCAUUUUCCUUUGUUUGUUUAGCAGAACAUUAUUUGGUGAUUUUCUUUAGCUUUAUUUUUUAUAUAUGUAUAUUUUGAAAGUGACACUAAUAGUGAUUUGUUAUUUUAGAUGUAUUUGGUGUCAUUUUCUUACA
Messenger RNA from Corylus avellana, 1139 nucleotides. RefSeq names its product neurogenic locus notch-like protein. The record is from RefSeq and is a predicted model, not a curated record. Lineage: Eukaryota; Viridiplantae; Streptophyta; Magnoliopsida; Fagales; Betulaceae.